AUGGCUGCAGCGGGACCGUCUGCCGUAUCGGGCCUCGAUGAGGCUCGUAGAGCCGAGAUUACAGACGCUUUUACGAACGGCACGAAGCUUUCGAGGCGAGCCGCGUGGAAGCAGAUUGAGUACUUACCCUUUUUCUACAGGAGAAAGGUAUUUAAAACCUUUUCUCCGUAUGUAUGAGUGUGCUUGACUGUCUCGUGACAAACAUGGUCUGCAUCUGCGCCGAUGGCUAGAACUUCGCAUCAUUUGUUAGUAAAUGACGUGCCCUCAUGCCACCUGUAACCGCAAAUCGUGCGUCUCUUCUUUAUUUCAAAACGGAUCUUGCAAGCCACGCAUCCUGCGUUCUCUCUGCGUUCUGCGUAUCGUGUAUUUUUUUGUGAGCUUAUUAUUGUCCACGCUGAAGUUUUUUGCGGAGUCCGAGAUCUUCAAAAUUACAGCAAUUUGGUUCGUUGGGCAAAAGCGUGCUUCGUCUGUAGUGCGUAUUUUUAAUCAACGCAACCACUAAAGAUCAGCUGAGGUAAUCGCAGACCCUCUUGUGCGGUAGAGGCGUAUGUUUCAUGACUUAGCAACACUCUCGCAGUAGAUCUCCAGAGAAAAUCACCUUUAUCUAGGCCAGUUCGCCGGCGGAUCACUUCUGAUUCAUGCAUGUUCUCCUCUUCAUAUCCUUUUUCUUUGAUCCCAAUAAUGUCGAGCAACUGGUCGAAGUGAUGCAAACCUUCUCACGGGUACUCUUGUCUUAGAAAACCCAUGCAGAAUAUCAACAAAUUCAUCAUCUUUCGUCUGACACGACCAUUUCUGCACAUGGAUGAGAUCAUAUCUAGAAACGACAUUACAGACAUCAAUCGCUACGCGUUAGUUCCAGCCGCUACUUCUUCUUACGAGAUAUCUUCCACACGUGUCCUUUACGGAAACGCAUUUUGGCGUGUUGGGCAAAACGGCAGCGUUGCUAUCCUGUCGAGUUUUAAUCAAUACAGCCCAGACUAACUAUUGGAUUAAUCGCAGAUCCUUCUUCUGUACUGUGAAGGCUUCUGUUUCAUGCUCCAAGUACAAGCCCGAAGGUAAAUUUCGUACCUGCUAUUCUCACUCUCAUGAUGACUCAUCUCUUUGGUCCGUGUUUCUGAGUCUAGAAUGCGGAUAUCAGAGAAUAUUUGUUUCAAGACGGGUCUGAUCAUGUGGCUUCUACACUUGAAUGAGCUGCUUAAUCGAUGCUUUCUAUCUUGCACUGAGAAGUUGCUUCCCCAUCUGCGAAUGCACAUACAUCUUCUUUCCCAUAUCAUGCCGCUUCCGUUCAACUGGAGUCUCUGCCUUUCUCUUUCAUGAUGACUCAUCUCUUUGGUCCGUGUUUCUGAGAAGAUCCAUGCGGAUAACAGAGAAUUUUUUGUUUCAAGACGGGUCUGAGCAUUGUUUCGAUAUCCUUAACAUCCAACGAUCCAAUCGUAAAUCCUGUUAUUGUCGUGAUGAACGAAAUUUGACGAACGAUUUCUGAUGCUGUGGCCCCCUCAGGGGUCCUCGCGUCUGAGGAUUCUCAAUAAAUCAGUACCAACCUGACCAAUUAAUCUUCUAGAGCCCGACCGCAAUUUUGCUUACGUACUGUGCGCGCUUAUUCCCUGGACAUCUCAUGAUGAGCUCAAUUUGACGAACGAUUUCCGAUGCUUGAAAUCGAAAGAUUUCGCAUUUGCGGAAAACUAGAACCCAACACCCUUUGCCUGACACACUACAAUAUAGAAGUAGGACAUGAGUAUAAUUGCAAGAAACUCUUUUUUAUGUCAUCUUUUUAUGUUUAUGUCGAUGUGCCUUUUUACUUUCAUCUUUUCUUGGUCACAGGAAGCUUCUCCUGCUUGGUUGCUGCUUCAUCUCGUUCUGCGUUAAUCCAGCCGCCUGCCUGCCUGUCUAGCCCUGGCGCAUUCAACGGAAUUCAUGAUGAGUAUUUAUUUGAUGAACGAUUUCUGAUGCUUGAAAUCCUCGAGAUUUCGCAUGUGUGGAAGAACAUUAUCCAACACCCUUUACCUGACAGAGUGCGUCGCCUUUCUCUUUCUGCUUUAUUCAGAUGUAUUCGCCUUUCUCUUUCUGCUUCAGUCAGAUGCAUGCGCUUCGAAAGUUUUGUUUUGUACUGAGCGUGCGGUGUGGUGUCUUCGGUUCUAAGUGUAUGAUGGUAGCCUGGUUCCGCUUUGAUUGUGUUAGUGGUGCAGCCUGCGGUUGGACACUGCCACUGUCGCGGGGGUUGAGGUGUGAGGGCGCGUGGCCGACGUUUGCGGAGCGAGCGCCAGUGUACAUUCUUAGGUCACUAACAGGUUCGACAUCCGGCAUGAUCCGCAAACCCAUGACCCGUUGGGACUAUUCGAUGCGCGGCAGGCGCAGAAAAAGGAGAAGCGAUCACAGGAUCGCCAUCUGUCGCAGGCCAUGACCCGUGUUGCGCAGCAACAGAAAAGCUUGAGGGCAAAUGAAUUUAGCACCUACAUGAAAGAAAAAAGUGGACUACUGCAGCGCCGCAACCAGGUAGUCUUCACAUACCCCCGUAUCAGGAUUUGUAAGGUAGUGGUCGUUCCGAGAUUAGUAAGAUGUCGGUCUUUUCUUUCAGCACACCUCCUUGUGAAGAUAAUGGAAAAUCUGUCAAGCGCAUGCAGGCACAAACUCUCGGACGUGCGAUGGCAAAAACGACAAAUACAAACCAAGACGGGACUGAUUUCAGCCUCAGUUUGGGACUCGAUCGCGUUAAGCAUCGAAGUAAGCACAACGCGGCAGAGAAGGUACUUUGGUGCCCAGUUGUGUUGCUACUCAAGUAGCGUGAAUACCUCUCGUGAGCAGUUGUGUCACAUUAGUAGUACGCAUUUCUAUGAAUGACGCCUGGGCUUCAUUUUCUGAUAUGGUCACUACUGGUUGCGUGAAUGUGACGAAGCUGAAAGUCACUUUGCACCUCUCCGUAUGCAGGCGUCGUUGUUUUCGCGAAAAGCAUUCGACGGUAAGGGAGGUCAUAGGGAGGUCUAUGAGCUGAAUACGUAUCACAACGAAUACACGCGUAUGCGUGGGGGGCGACGGAAGCUUGUGCCGGUUGUAGAUCCUUAUGCACUGCCGAGUCAAGGUUCGUUGCAGCCGAAGCCAGCUCCGGAGAGCCUACUCCAGAACGCAAUGAAGGUAGUCUUAUACUAGGGAGCGAAGAGCGUCUGUGUCUUUUUAUCUUGAGCAUCUGAAGUUGCGCUGACAUCUGUUCUCUGAUGGCUCUUUCAUUGAACUAUUUUUGAUUUUCGUAGAUCAGGAGCCGUCUGGCAUUCUAGGUUCCUCCGGGAUCGGAAGAGGCACCGAUGUCUGCCACUUUCGCUUAUGAGCUCAUCAAAGGGUUGCUGUUUGACGACGGUAUCAACACCACGUCCGCCAUGUUGCGUCGAUGCAGAUCAGAGCCGCGCUCUGGCGCUGAGAAGGAUCGCUUGAUCGAGUGGCACGCGGCCAAGAUGGACAUGGCCGAAUCCCUGGCGGGGGCCGAUGGCGACGCUUCAGGUAAGGACGGCGACGAAGAUGUCCCUCCUGGAGCACUAGCACCAUCAAACAGUGUUAGCAGUGAACUGGACGAGGUGCCCGCUGCACUAGCUGCAGCUUUGCAGCGCAGAGUCGGUCCGCGUGCGCUGAGUACGAAACCAAAGUCGUCACCAGCUUUGGGUGACGUCAUGGGAAGCGACGUUGCAGCCGGGAUCUAUGCUCUAGACGUGCAGAUGGAGAGUGUCCGACACGCUCGGGAACAGGCCUGCAUGGAUGUGCAGGCGAACGUGUGGCAGCGCAUAGAGAAAAGUGCUGAGGAGGUCUCCAUUCCAGACUUUCGUAUGGCCAUCACAACACAACCAGCAAAAGAAGGACCGGAUGGCAAAGAAGAGGAGGUCGCCGUCGAGUCGGGGGAAAAACAAAUGGCCGCUGUACCGAAAAAGAAAGGGUCAUCGCCGCUGUCUGCAACAGGCAGCUGCACCAGUACUACCGCAACCGGCUCCCCUCUAGAUAUGCUCAGUUCGAAUUCAUCUCCUGUCGAGAUGUCUUCGGGAGCAACUACAAAUGUUUUUCCAAGCCCAGCGACGGCAGGCGGGAACCUGGUACUUGGCGAACUUGUUCCUGGCGCUGGCACAGUAGGGCCGUUCUGUGUGACGUCGGGAAUCGGUGGGAGCGCGUUCGUCGGGAAAAAGGCUCCGUCGCCGACAACGAUCUUGAACAAAGUCGGAGCAGCAGCUGAGAGAGUAGCGGAAGCUGAUGCAGAUGACGCAAGCGACACGGCGGACACGCUGGAAGAGCCCCCCGCGAUAGCUCUGAAGCGGCGAAAAGCGGUUGAUCACAGUGCCGACGGGAGCAAGGCAAGAAUCGUGGCUGAGUUGGAAGCCGAACAGGCCGUCGCGUCUAGCACUUUGGAACGCAUAGUUCCACCACCACUAGAGACUCUGAAGCGUCGGGGAGCUGUCGAUCACACGGCAGAUGGAUCGCAGACGAACGUGACGGCAAAGUUGAAACAGCAUAUGGAAGACGAAGAUGUCGAGGAAGAGGACGAACAAAAGGUCCCGCAAAAGCCAACCGCAGCCUACCUCGCGUUACGACGUUGCGCGGUUGACCUGUCAGCACAAGGAGCCGCUGAAGCUGUUGCAGAAGUGCUUGCGGGAAGCGCAGAAGCGGAGUCCGAAUCAGAUAUCGACGAGGACGAGGGUGUUGUCGAUUCUCCCGAAAAACCCCCGGCUUCUGCUCUGCGAAGAAGACGUGCAAUCGACUACACGGCUGAUGGUACGAAGGCGGCUGUGGUUGAGGAACUAGCAUCAGCAGUCGAGGAUGAUAUCGUCGACGAGCUACCUGCGCCACCAGCUUUUGCACUGCGUCGGCGAACUGCCGUGGAUCACACCGCGGACGGUUCACAGGCUGCAAUUCUAGCUGCUCUUCCAGCGACGAAAGACGAGCUUCCCGCAUUCGCGACACGCCGAAGGCUAGCCGUGGACCAUAGUGGAGGGGGUAUGAAGGAAAGCAUCGUGGCGCAGCUGCAAGCCUACUACGCCGAAAACGUGGGGACCAGUGACGAGGCAACGUCCGAAAGUGACGCUGAGUCUGACGAAGAUGAAGGAUUGCCGACACUGCCGCCACGUGCGAUGCAGCGUCGCUGCGCGGUGGAUCACACUGCGGACGGGUCCAAAGAGAAUCUCGUGUCUCGCCUGGAGGAGGUUGUAGAGGAAAUGGAGGAGGAUGCACCUGAGGAGCUGCAGCCUCUUCCGGCUUUUGCUCUGCGACGAAGAAAAGCGGUCGAUAACAGUGCGGACGGGUCAAAGGAAGAGAUUGUAGCAGAGCUGGCCGAGCAGCAGGAGGCUGACACUGCACGCGACUUUUCAAAGCCGAUUGCGGGUUUUGGGAAGCGGCGGCGAGGCGGAGUGGCCCACCCAUCCGAUGGUGUGGCAGCAGCUAUCGCGCAUACUCUGACCUCGCAGAUAAAUGAGGAAGGAUCAACGUCGUCCUGCAGCUCUGCUGAUGAGGAAGACGAUGGCGAGACGCAAGCAGGUUCAGUCGCUGGCGUCAAAGUAACUGCUUCCAAACUCGCGCCCAUUCAACCGCCUGCGCAUCUGAUGAUGCGUCGCAAUGCCGUAGAUCAUGCCUCGGAUGGCACGCAAAAUAAGGUCGUUUCAGCGCUGCGCAAAGCGAAUCCCGAACUUAUGCAGGAUGGUGAAAAGAAGCAGCUCCCUCGCGUUCCCGCCUUCGCAACUCGGAGACGCAAUGCCAUCGACUACGGAAAGCACGCCACCGUGUUCACGCCCGCGGAAUUGGAAUUGUACGAAAAGUUCGUAGACUCAGAUCCCAAGAGCAGCGGGAAUUCAGAACUAGGAGAUGGACCUUCGCUCACCUCCAGCAGCUUCGGUGGUAGUGCCUUGAUGCCACCAGGAGCUCGGGUAGGUCGGCGCGGAGCCGUGGACCACACAGCUUUGGCUGAAACAAUAUUGCGACUACUUGACCGCUCAACCGCACAGGAAACCUCGAAGUUCAUCCGUGGUCGCGCAUUUCGCAAGCGGACACUAGGUAGUCUUUAUCUGGUGGACAAUAUCUUUCUCCAUCCUCAUCCGCUGCAGAGUUUCCUUUCCAGUUCAUCGGUGAUCAGUGGAGGAGUUAAAAGUGAAAGCUGAACCUAGCAACUGAGGAGAACACUCAAUAUGAAAGCUUCGAACUAGGCACGAUUUACUUUUAUUGUUUUACGAAUGUGCGAAACUACUUCAACUACCAUUUUUCACACCAGCCCCUGUGAACCCAAGGAGCACGAUAUCAACGCUGCGUUCUAUGGUGUCGCAGAUGCAGAGUGUGGUUAAGGAAGAUACGGCUGACGAGAAAUCAAUCUCAACACCACUCGUUGAUGUCACAGCGGGCGAGCGGUGUCUUCGCAGCUUCCUUGAUUUUCUGAUAGAUCGAAGGCUAACUGUGGAGAGAAUCUUCGAAAUAUGCGACGCGAACCAUAAUGAUAACCUGACCCGGUGUGAAUUUUGCGACGCGAUGACGCAUCUGCAUUAUCCUGGAGGACGCGUGCAGCUGAGUACUGUCUACGCACUCCUCGAUGCCGAUCGUGAUGGCAUUGUCGCGCGGAGCGAGUUUCUGCAGCUGAAGCCGUACUACGAGCGAAGGCUCAAGGGUUUUCAGCUCUAG
Amoebophrya sp. A25 is the source of this 6630-nucleotide messenger RNA. NCBI's taxonomy places the organism in Eukaryota, Dinophyceae, Syndiniales, Amoebophryaceae. The record is from the annotation of a GenBank genome assembly.